Molecule: messenger RNA, 1648 nt
Organism: Chelonoidis abingdonii (Abingdon island giant tortoise)
Lineage: Eukaryota; Metazoa; Chordata; Testudines; Testudinidae
Product: L-threonine 3-dehydrogenase, mitochondrial-like
Biological process (GO): L-threonine catabolic process
Molecular function (GO): L-threonine 3-dehydrogenase activity
Source: RefSeq, a predicted model, not a curated record
UUAAGACAAAAAUGGCAAUUGUAAAGAACUUGGGCAGAACCCUUAGUCAGUUGCUACAGAGCCCCGGUUGUGGAUGUCAGACUUCCAUUGUGCCAGUUAGAUGUAUUGGUGUCUCACCACGUCAGGUGACCUCAGAUGCCAGCUUCCAUUCAGUAUCUUUUUCAGAGACUGAUCAUCCUCGAGUAUUAAUUACAGGGGGCCUGGGCCAACUUGGGGUGGGACUCGCUAAACUCUUGAGGAAGCGUUUCGGAAAAAACAACGUGAUCCUGUCUGACAUUAGAAAACCACCAGAUGAUGUCUUUUAUAAUGGUCCUUUUAUCUACUCUGAUAUCUUGGACUACAAGAAUCUCCGUGAGAUAGUGGUGAACAAUCGAAUUACUUGGCUGUUUCAUUAUAGUGCUUUGCUCAGUGCUGUUGGAGAAGCAAAUGUUUCUUUGGCCAGAGCUGUAAACAUUACUGGUUUACACAACAUUCUAGAUAUUGCAGCUGAGCACAGUUUGAGACUCUUUGUCCCUAGCACAAUUGGAGCCUUUGGACCCACCUCUCCCCGAAACCCAACUCCAGACCUCUGCAUUCAGAGACCCAGGACAAUCUAUGGAGUCUCCAAGGUUCAUGCUGAGCUCAUGGGAGAAUACUACCACUACAGGUAUGGGCUAGACUUCCGAUGUCUGAGAUAUCCUGGAAUUAUCUCUGCUGACUCUCAGCCUGGUGGGGGAACAACUGACUAUGCAGUCCAGAUUUUCCACGAUGCCAUAAAGAAUGGCAAAUUCCAGUGCAACUUAAAAUCAGACACACGCCUCCCAAUGAUGUAUAUUGAUGACUGCCUGAAGGCUACACUAGAUGUCAUGGAAGCACCUGCCGCUUCACUUAGUAUGAGGACUUACAACAUCAAUGCCAUGAGCUUCUCUCCUGAGGAGCUGGUGGAAGAGGUCAAGAAGCAUAUUCCUGAGCUCCAGGUGACCUACAAUGUGGAUGCUGUCAGGCAAGCCAUUGCUGACAGUUGGCCAAUGAACUUUGAUGACAGCAAUGCCCGGCGGGACUGGGGAUGGAAACAUGACUUCGAUCUUUCUGAACUGGUGACUACAAUGUUUAACAUCCUUGGCUCUGACGCCCAGGUAGCCCAGAUUAACUGAAACUCCUUUUAAAACAUGGUUUCCAAACCCCAGCAGAGGACCAGGGAGAAACUGCAGAAUUAGUUCAUUAUGCUCUAAGUCUUAUAGCAGGUAAAUUAUAAACUUCCCAUAUAUUGCAAUAGAGUUGGAGUUGAAGUACUAUAGUUUGAAUUCAGUGUGGUUAUUUGAGACGUGCCAAAUUAUUUAGUAAAACUACAGCACCAUUAAAUGAGAAACAUGUAGGAUUCUUGAAUUUUAGCUUUUAAGAAGCUAGAAAAAAAAAUCUCUCACUACAGGGCUGGUAAUCUAUGCAGUCAUUCCAAUGCCUGAGGUAUCUUUCUGAAAACAACACAUAGCAACAUUACAAAGUCUUGUGCUUAGACACAUACUGAAGAAUUGACAAAUUAUACAUUAAUUUUCAUUUCUUGAGUGGAGGUAGCUAAUUGUGGAUUGUAGGAAGGUGGGACUGUCUCUUCUUUCUCCCACCAACAGUUAAGAGAUCAAGAGCCAUUUUAUUUUUAAACUUGGCAAUGGUC